Molecule: messenger RNA, 657 nt
Organism: Stegodyphus dumicola
Lineage: Eukaryota; Metazoa; Arthropoda; Arachnida; Araneae; Eresidae
Product: proteolipid protein 2-like
Cellular component (GO): membrane
Source: RefSeq, a predicted model, not a curated record
CAGAGGGAUUUGUGUUACAGCGCUAGCAGGGAGUAGAAUUGGGAUUAUUUCGGAAGGAAAUUUUACUGAUCUUCAUAUGCUAAGAUGUCCUCUCAAACUGCAACAGUGUCUGUGAAUACGGAUUAUCUGAAAUCCAGACCUGGGAUUUUUCGGAUUUUCGAAGCAGUUAUCGGAUUAUGUGGAAUAAUUUGCGAGACACAAGGUGCAUACUGCGGUUAUUGGAGUAUGUACAGCUUCUAUAAUUUUGUAGUGGUAACUACGCUCAUUUUGGCCGUCAUCAUCCUCAUUAUAUAUUUUCUGGGUGUGGAUAAACUCUGCACUUUCAUCAAUUGUCCGUUGUCGAUUUUCAUCAAUGAUCUGAUAUUUGCCAUUCUAUACUUGAUUGCUGCUAUUCUGAUGUUUGUGACUAUUGGGGCUUGCAAAACUGGUCAGGUAGCUAGGAUUUUUGCUGCGUUGUUUGGUGUUUGUGGAACAGUUGUUGUUGGACUUCUUGCUCUAGAUGGUUAUAAUGUAUUCCGAGGUAACCAGUCUGCUCCAAAAUCUGAUCCUGCUUGAACUGAUACGCACAAAAAUGGAUUCUAAUCACUGCCAAGCAUGAAAGACUGCUGUUUUCUUAUUGAUGUAUAACUAAUAAAACACAAAAUAUCUUAGCAUCAA